AUGUUCUCUCCGGCUUCAAGGAAAUCUGGAUUCAGUUCUCGUAAAAAUGUCUCUGUAACAAAUUAUGAUUCGCCGGUGGCAGUGGCAGAGAAUCGAAGGCCACUCCACGACAGUCCGAUCACAAAUCGACCCGCAACUGGCACCCCCGCCCCUUGGGCCUCUCGCCUCUCCGUCCUUGCCAGAGUUCCCACUGUGAAUAAAAGUGAGAAAGGAGAGCCUAAAUAUAUUGCGGAGUUUCCUCAAGUAUUACGUGAUGCACAAGCUAUGUUAUUACAGAAUCAUGCUCCCGGUGAUGCAUCUAUCUCUGGUGGAAUUGACAAGGAAACAUCUCUGGCAUGGAUUAUCUGUGGAAACAGACUAUUUAUCUGGAAUUACUUAUCUCCUGCCACUUCAAGAACAUGUGUCGUCCUUGAUGUUCCUUCAAUUACAUCAGAAAAUGGAGAUAUAGGCAAAAGAAUUUCUCGGUCUAAUAAUUGGUUAGUCUGUGUUGUCAAUUGGGAUAGCUCAAAGAGGAGAGCAGGAAAAUUCAUUCAACAGGGCAAUUCUGUUGGGAUUGUAUUGUGUAAUAAAAAAACUCGAGCUCUUAUGUACUGGCCAGAUAUCUAUAGUGAAACCCAGAACAAGCCCCUGACUAGUUUUGUUUCUGUUGAGGAGUCAGAAGGGUCUUACUUUCCUAGCGAUGGAAAAUCCGUCUCUAGCAACCAACAGCAACAGGGAAAACUUGAUAUCAGUUCGGCUAGAUCAAGUUCUAUUAACUCUAUGCUUGCUGCUUCUAUCCCUGCUAACCGCUAUGACUGCAUUGCUAUUGCAAGUAGUUCUAGUGGUGAACUUUGGCAGUUUUUCUGCAGCCCUUCUGGGAUUCAAUGUAACCAGAUUUGUGUUGGCAUGUUGAACAUAUCCUCUCAAAGCAGUGACAGUAGCCCAUUUGUUGGAAGCAAGGGGUAUCCGAGGUCAUUGAUUUGGCAUUCUUACUGUCAUUCUUCAGACGAGCCCAAAAGACAGUUUCUUUUACUAACAGAUCAUGAGAUUCAAUGCUUUGAAAUAAAACUCUCUCAUGAUUUUGAUGUGUCAAAGCUCUGGUCUCACCAGAUAAUUGGAACUGAUGGUGAUUUGGGUAUCCAGAAAGAUCUGGCAGGCCAAAAGCGAAUUUGGCCUCUUGAGUUGCAAGUUGAUAGUGAUGGCAAGGUAAUAACUAUUCUUAUUGCUAUAUUUUGCAAGGACAGGGCCACCAGUUCAAGCUACACUGAGUAUUCGCUUCUGACCAUGCAAUAUAAAUCUGGAGUGGAUAUCACUAAGCCAAUAGGUGAAAGAAUAUUGGAGAAAAAGGCUCCUAACCAAGUGAUAAUACCUAAAGCAAGAGUAGAAGAUGAGGAAUUUUUGUUCUCCAUGAGAUUAAAGGUAGGAGGAAAGCCAGCUGGUUCUGCCAUUAUACUCUCUGGUGAUGGUACUGCAACUGUCUCACAUUAUUGGAGAAACUCCACUCGGCUUUAUCAGUUUGAUCUUCCUUAUGAUGCUGGAAAAGUUCUUGAUGCUUCAGUGCUCUCAUCUUUGGAGGAUAGUGAAGAUGGAGCUUGGGCCAUCCUCACAGAGAAAGCUGGAGUUUGGGCUAUUCCUGAGAGUGCUAUUUUACUAGGUGGGGUUGAACCACCUGAGCGAAGCUUAUCACGUAAAGGGAGUUCAAAUGAUCGAUCGGUACUAGAGGAGAGACGAAACUUGUCUUCGGCUGGGAACAUUGCUCCCAGAAGAGCUAGUUCAGAAGCAUGGGAUGUUGGUGAUAGGCAAAGGGCAGGCUUAACUGGAAUUGCACAUCGGAGCCCUCAAGAUGAGGAAUCAGAAGCGUUAUUAAGUCAGCUUUUCCAUGAUUUUCUCUCGUCUGGGCAGGUUGAUGGUGUCCUUGACAAACUAAAAAAUUCAAGGGCAUUUGAAAGAGAAGGGGAAAUUAAUGUGUUUACAAGGACAAGCAAAUCAAUUGUUGACACCUUAGCUAAACAUUGGACAACAACCAGGGGUCCUGAGAUAAUCUCUUUGUCUGUUGUGUCCACACAGCUUGUAGAGAAACAACAGAGGCAUCAACAGUAUCUCCAGUUUCUUGCUUUAUCCAAGUGCCAUGAAGAAUUGUGUUCAAGACAGAGACAAUCUGUGCAAAUCAUCAUGGAACACGGGGAAAAGCUUGCUGGCAUGAUCCAAGUGAGGGAACUACAACAUAUAAUGAGCCAAUCCAAUGUAACUGGAAUUGACGCUUAUUCUGGUUCAUAUGCUCAAAUAUCUGGUGCUCUUUGGGAUCUAAUCCAGUUAGUUGGUGAGAGAGCUCGCCGGAACACAGUCCUUUUAAUGGAUAGGGACAAUGCUGAAGUAUUCUAUAGUAAGGUUUCAGAUAUUGAGGAAUUAUUUUACUGCUUAGAGAGACAGCUGGAAUACCUCAUUAGUGGAGAGAUGCCAAUUACGAUUCAAUUUCGAAGAGCCUGUGAAAUCUCAAAUGCAUGUGUGACUUUAUUCAAUGCUUCCAUGCAAUACAGGAGUGAACAUCACUUCUGGUAUCCUCCUGCAGAGGGCUUAACGCCGUGGUAUUCAAAAACUGUGGUAUUGGGUGGGCUGUGGAGUGUUGCAUCAUUCAUGCUUCAGCUGUUAAAUGAAACGAAUCAUCUUGACGAUUCUGCUAAGUUGGACUUCUGUUCGCAUCUAGAAGCACUCUCAGAAGUAUUACUAGAGGCAUAUUCUAAUGCUAUCACAGCCAAAAUUGACCGGAAAGAAGAACACAGGAGUCUGUUGGUGGAAUACUGGAAGCGGAGAGAUGCACUUCUUGACUCCCUUUAUCAGCAAGUGAAAACGUUUAUGGAAGUCGAACUCCAGGAUUCCAUUGAAUCCAAUGAAUUGCAGAAUAAGAACAUUCUCAGAAAACUUUCUGCAAGAGUAUUGUCUAUUGCCAAACGACAUGAAGGAUAUCAAACUAUGUGGAGCAUAUGCAGUGACCUCAACGAUUCCGAACUCGUUCAAAGUCUUAUGCAUGAGAGCGUGGGACCUAAAGGAGGGUUUAGUUACUUUGUAUUUGAACAACUCUAUGAAAGCAAACAUUUCUCGAAGCUUAUGAGGUUGGGGGAAGAGUUUCAGGAAGAUCUGGCUACUUUUCUGAAGCAUCAUCCUAAUCUUCUCUGGCUCCAUGAAUUGUUUCUUCGCCAAUUUUCCUCAGCUUCUGAUACUCUACAUGCCUUAUCUCUUUCUAAGGAAGAUAGCUCAGUUUCAGAUACUGAUGAAAUUGAUGCUGGUGGCUCAAAGAGUAGAUUAACCUUGGCAGACAGAAGGCGUUUUCUGAAUCUUGCAAAAAUAUCAGCAAUAGCGGGAAAGAAUGCUGAUUAUGAAACAAAGGUGAAGCGCAUCCAAGCAGAUCUGAAUAUUCUCAAACUACAGGAAGAAAUUUUGAAACUUGUACCUGAUAGUGAAGAAAAGCAAUCAAUCGAACAAAAGCUUCUUCCUCCAGUAGACCUUAUUGAAUUGUGCAUUAAAAGUCAAAAUCGAGAGCUAUCAUUGCGAGCUUUCGAUCUUUUUGCUUGGACCAGCUCCUCAUUUCUUAGAAAUAAUACAACCCUAUUAGAAGACUGCUGGAGGAAUGCAGCAAAUCAAGAUGAUUGGGAAAAGCUCUAUCAAAUGUCUUUAACCGAAGGGUGGAGUGAGGAGGAGAUGUUGCACAUUCUUAGGGAUACCGUUCUUUUCCAGGCUUCUAGUAAGUGUUAUGGACCGGAAUCAGAAAUUUUUGAAGGCAGAUUUGAUGAAGUUCUGCUGCUCAGGCUGGAAAAUUCAGAAUUUUCGAAUGUGAAGGACAUGAAUUCCUCUGUGGAAACUAUCCUUAUGCAGCACAAGGAUUUUCCAGAUGCAGGCAAGUUGAUGCUCACAGCAAUUAUGUUAGGGAGUGUUUCAGUGGUGACUAGUACUAAGGAUGAUGAAUGGCCUACCCUUAUGGACUCGUGA
Molecule: messenger RNA, 3963 nt
Organism: Fraxinus pennsylvanica
Lineage: Eukaryota; Viridiplantae; Streptophyta; Magnoliopsida; Lamiales; Oleaceae
Source: the annotation of a GenBank genome assembly